Molecule: messenger RNA, 1155 nt
Organism: Lactuca virosa
Lineage: Eukaryota; Viridiplantae; Streptophyta; Magnoliopsida; Asterales; Asteraceae
Source: the annotation of a GenBank genome assembly
GAAACACAAAACCGUUCAAACUUUUCACGCCGGCAUAGCUACUUUGUGUCCAAUCUGUUCAUGGAAAUCCCCAAAAAUGACCUAAUUCAACAAUCAUCUACUGUUAGCGUCUGCUCAGACUGGGAUCUGGAUUUCACCGACGAAGAACUUCAGUCAAUUGACGCUGCUAUUGAAUCCGUCGCUUCUUCUUCCUCAUCUAAGAAAUCUGUCGCCAAUUGCGACGGAGAUCGUCCGAGAACUCGCCGGCGAUUGCCUGAUUCUUUGUUUACACGGUCUGCAUUGUCAUUUAACAGCUCUUCAGUUGAUCCUUCAAGUUCGAUCUCGUUAUUGCCUUGCCCUAGAAAUCGUUUUUCUAACCCGAGUGAUUCUUCCAAUCGUGAUAAUAUAAAGAUGAAAUACCCUACAAUGGCUUUUAAAGGUCAUAUUGUGUACAGUAGAACAUUCCCACAGGUGGAAAAAGCUGCAAAUGAGCUCUUAAAGUUUGUUGAACUCAAGAAGAAAGAUGGAGGUCGUGCUAUUAUUGGAUUUGACGUUGAAUGGAGACCAUCUUUCAGAAAAGGUGUAAAACAAGGGAAGGCUGCAGUUCUACAGAUAUGUGCAGAUGCUGCAAGUUGUCAUGUAAUGCAUGUUAUUCAUUCUGGAUUCCCUGAAAGUUUAAAGUCUCUUCUUGGGGAUUCCAAAUCUGUGAAGGUUGGAGUGGGAAUUGCUGGUGAUGCCCGCAAGGUGUUCAAUGAUCAUAAUGUGUCUGUAGAUGGUUUAGAAGAUUUGUCAUAUUUAGCCAAUCAAAAGCUUGGUAAAGAGCCUAAGAGUUGGAGUUUGUCAUCAUUAACUGAGGCUCUCACUUGCAAAGAGGUUCCAAAACCCUCGAAAAUUAGAUUAGGAAAUUGGGAGGCUAAUCCUUUGUCAAAAGAACAACUGACAUAUGCAGCUACAGAUGCUUUUGUUUCUUGGCAUUUAUUCGAGGUUCUUAAUCGUCUACCGGCUGUUGAUACGCCUACAAAUGAGGUGGUGGAGGAAGCCAUUGCACCCUCAUGAGUUUGAAUAAUCGAAAUUCAAAAUUUGUAAAAUGUAUUAUUUAACAUAUUUUUCGUAUUUUAAUUACUUUGGAAACGUAAUUAGUAAACUAAUUAUUAUAACUAAAGGGUUUUUUUUCCG